AUGAAUCUAGUAAAAAUCGCAAAACAUCUUCUCUAUUUAACACAAUCAGAAUUUGGCUUUGAAGAUUCAACACCAAAUGAUAAUGGAAUUUUUGCAUCACAACAAUUAUUCAAAAUUUUAAAAUCAUUUAAAGAUAGUUAUUUUAAUGAACUGUAUACUUAUCAAAGUCUCGAGUUCGACGAUGAAUAUAAUGAAACGACGGAUGAAAAGGACACCACUGAUGAAGAAGAAUCAGCUGAUGAAGAAGAGAAUAUUGAUGAUUAUGAUGAAAAUCAGUACUCAAAUAUUUGCAAUAAUUUUACGUUAGAAGAGAUGGAAAAAAUAGUGGAAUGGGUUGACGAACAUCCAAAUUGUAAAGGACGGGGAACGUUUUCCUGGGAUUUUGGCCCACUGUGA
Messenger RNA from Rotaria sordida, 396 nucleotides. The record is from the annotation of a GenBank genome assembly. Lineage: Eukaryota; Metazoa; Rotifera; Eurotatoria; Philodinida; Philodinidae.